AUGGCCGACGACGAGGAAAAGGCCCGCCAGGAGAAGAUUGCCGCCGCCAGGAAGCGCGUCGAGCAAAUGAAGAAGAAAAAGGGCAGCAAGAAGAUUGGCACGACGAAAAAGGACGAGUCCAAAGACGACGACGGAGAGCCCGCCGACGGCCGCGCAGACAAUCAAGAUGAGCCAUCCGCCGGCGACAAGGCGGCCGACGUGGCCGUCGACGACGACAAGUCCCCGCCCAUCACGCCGUCGCUCGCCCAGCAGUCCAAGAUACGAUCCACCUCGUUCCGCGUCGGCUCCGUCUCGGGCGCCGUCUCCCCGGGGCCCUUUACUCCCGACGGCGAAACGGCGCCGGACAUCUACAGAAAGCACGUCGCCCGCAUUGAGGAGCUCGAGCGGGAGAACAAGCGCCUGGCAAAGGAGGCUGCUGACUCGGAGCGGAGGUGGAAAAAGGCCGAGGAGGCGCUGUCCGACGGCGACGGCGACGCGGCCCAGGCCAAGUCUGGUGCCGACGACGAGGCCGAGAAGCUGAAGAGCGAAAUCGCCUCCCUGCAGCGCCAAAACGCACAGCUCCAGCAACAAGUCUCGCGCGGCUCAGGCCACCGCGCCUCCGUGUCCACCGUCACCCCCUCGUCCGAACUCCACGCCGAGCUCGACUCCAAGACGGCCACAAUCGAGUCCAUGGAGAUUGAGCUGUCCAAGCUCAAGGCCCGCGCCGAGCGCCAGGAGACGGGCGCGUCGUCGGAGCGGGAGCAGGUCACGGCGCUCGAGGAGAAGCUGGCCCGCGCAGAGGCGGCGGCCGGCAAGGCGCAGCGCGAGCUGCAGGACGUCAAGCGCAACCUCGAGCGAGCGACGGAAAAGGCCGUGCGAGAGGGCAGCGAGCGCUCCAGCGCCGAGACGAGGGUCAAGACGCUCGAGUUCGAGGUCGGCGAACUCAAAGGUGCCAAGGACGAGGCGGAGAAGCGGGCCGAGGGGCUCGACAAGAAGGUGGCGACGCUGACGACGCUGCACAAGGAGCAGGAUGCGCGGCUCCAGGCGCUACGCAAGGACAAGGAGCAGGCGGACAAGGACCUCGACGACGUGCGGGCCAAGGCGGACAAGCUGGAGGGCGAAAACGUCAAGCUGCGGAGCCGCAAGUCGCUCGAAGGAGGGGGCGGCCUCGACGACGAAGGGGUCGACGAGCUCGAGAAUGAGGAGCGGCUCCGGCUGGAGCGCAAGAUCCGCAGCCUCGAGCAGGAGCUGCACGAGGUGCACAGCGGCGCCUGGCUCGGCAAGCGGCGCGAGAUGGAGGCCGUGGGGCCGGGCUUCCAGGAAGUGGAUCUCACGAGCGGCGCCAGCGCAGGCGGCGGCGCGCAUUACCCGGCGGCGCACAAGAAGGCGUCGACGGGCGGCGGCAUCGGCGACUUUCUCACGAGCGGCCUCAACGCGCUGGCAGGCGGCGGCGGCGAGGCGGACGAGCUGCUGGAGGACGACGACGACAUGGACUUUGACGAGGAGGCGUUCCGCAAGGCGCAGGAGGAGGAGGCGCGGAAGCGGCUGGAGCGCAUCAAGGACAUCAAGCGGUCGCUGAAGCACUGGGAGGGGUGGCGGAUGGACAUUGUCGACACGCGGAGGGGCGGCGGCGAGGGCAUUGGCGACAUCUUUGACGUCUAA
Messenger RNA from Hirsutella rhossiliensis, 1641 nucleotides. RefSeq names its product M protein repeat protein. NCBI's taxonomy places the organism in Eukaryota, Fungi, Ascomycota, Sordariomycetes, Hypocreales, Ophiocordycipitaceae. The transcript has 3 exons. Bases 1 to 1641 code for a protein of 546 amino acids. The record is from RefSeq and is a predicted model, not a curated record.